AACGGAAUCUGCAGCAUUCUGCAUUCUCCCAUGUCCCUGUUGUUCUACUUGCAUCUGUUGCAAUGUUUAUGUUGCACUGCAACUAAUAAAAUUACUCUAGACAGACCUUUGUCACAAGAACAACUCCUUACCUCCCCAAACCAAAUUUUUGAGUUAGGCUUCUUUCAGCCUAAUAAUUCUUCUGCCAAUCAAUAUGUAGGAAUAUGGUACAGAAAUAUUACUCCCCGGACUGUUGUUUGGGUGGCCAACAGAGAGAAGCCAGUUACAGACUCCUUGGCAAGUCUGACGAUUGGAAGUGAUGGAAAUUUGAAGCUUGUGGACGGAGUCCAAGACACUCUAUGGUCAAGCAAUGUUUCUGUUCCGUCAAAUGGUUUAGUAGCAGUGCUUUCAGAUGAUGGAAACUUCGCCCUGAAGGAUAAUAUAUCUGGAGAUAAUCUAUGGCAGAGCUUCGAGCAUCCUUCUGAUACUUUCUUACUCGGGUCAAGUAUUGGGUUUAACACUAAAACUGGAGAGAGACGCGUCAUGACUUCCUGGAAAAGUGACACUGAUCCCUCACCCGGAAGUUUUGUUGUUGGACUGGCGCAGCGGUCACCACCGCAAGCUUUCAUUUGGAAAGGGUCGGUGCCUUAUUGGAGAAGUGGAGAAUGGGAUAAAACCAAGUUUAUUGGUAUACAACAACAGGAUUCAUCAUAUUCAAGUAUGUUCGACCUCAUAGAAGAUAUUGAACAAGGAACAGUAUAUUUGAUUUCCAAUCCUCACAACCAGUCGGAUUUCGAAAAAAUGAUUGUUUCAUGGAUGGGACCUCUAAAGUUGACUUUUUGGGAAGACCAGCGCUGGAAUGUUGAAUGGGAAGCACCAAAGAAUCCAUGUGAUGUCUAUGGAACCUGUGGACCAUUUGGAGUUUGUAAGGCAUCUGAAUCUCCCAUUUGUAGGUGCUUAAAAGGAUUUGUACCGAAGUUAGAUGAGGAAUGGAGAAAAGGAAACUGGACAGGAGGUUGCGUGAGACGAACUGAAUUACUUUGCGAGGGAAACACAAGCAACGAGGCAACAGACGAGGGAAAAGCAGAUAAGUUUUGGAUAAUGAACAGGAUGAAACUUCCUGAUUUUUCGGAGUAUAAGAACCUUGAUUACCCCGUCCCAUGCCAACAAUGGUGCUUGGAUAACUGUUCCUGCAAGGGCUAUGCCACUGUAGAAGGAAUUGGGUGUCUGGUUUGGACUGGAAACCUUACAGAUAUGCAGGAAUUCUCCUUUGGUGGGGAAGCAUUUUUCUUACGCCUUGCACCUUCAGAAUUUGAUACAUUGGAACUACCUAUAUUUGACCUGAAUAGCAUAUUAAUUGCCACAGAUAACUUCAGCCUAGACAACAAACUUGGGCAAGGAGGAUUUGGCCCAGUUUAUAAGGGUUAUCUGCCUGAUGGGAAGUAUGUAGCGGUUAAGAGACUUUCUAGUACCUCAGGCCAAGGCAAAGAAGAGUUCAAGAAUGAAGUAAUGUUGAUCUCCAAACUCCAGCACAGAAAUCUUGUCAGGCUCUUCGGUUAUUGCAGUGAGAAAGAAGAAAGAAUACUCAUUUAUGAGUACAUGGCCAACAAAAGCUUGGAUAAGUUUCUAUUUGAUACAACAAAGAGAGCAGAACUUUGUUGGGCAAUGCGUUUCAACAUUAUUCAAGGUGUUGCUCGGGGGCUUCUUUACCUUCAUCGUGAUUCUUGUUUGAGGGUUAUACACCGAGACUUGAAAGUUUCCAACAUCCUCUUGGAUGACAAAAUGAACCCAAAAAUUUCAGAUUUUGGGUUGGCUCGGAUAUUUGAAGGGACACAAUAUUUAGCAAAUACACAUAGAGUGGUCGGAACACUGGGCUACAUGUCUCCUGAGUAUGCAUUGACUGGGAUAUUUUCCGAGAAGUCAGAUGUUUUUAGUUUUGGGGUUCUCUUAUUAGAGAUUGUCAGCGGCAGAAAGAUCAGUACCUCCUACUUUAAAGAUCAACAUCUAAGCCUUCUUAGCUAUGCAUGGCAACUGUGGCAUGAAAGUAAGGAAUUGGAGUUGUUGGAUGAAGCCUUGGCGGACUCAUUUUCAUCGUCACAAGUAAAGAGGUGCAUUCAUGUAGGUCUUCUUUGUAUUCAGGAUUAUGCUGAACAUAGGCCACCCAUGUCAACAGUAGUUUCCAUGCUAAGCAGUGAAACAGAGCUUCCACAGCCAAAACAACCUAUAUUAUUCCAAAGUGCACUGAAGUCUGAUCGAUCUGAAUCUAACUGCAUCUGUUCAGUAGCAGUGCUUUCAGAUAAUGGAAACUUUGAACUUAUAGAUGGUAUAUCAGGAGCGUAUUUAUGGCAGAGCUUUGAGCAUCCUUCUGAUUCUUUCUUGCUUGGGGCAUGUAUAGCGUAUAACGUCAAAACUGGAGAGAGACGUUCCUUGACAUCCUGGAAAAGUGACAGUGAUCCAUCUCCUGGAAAUUUUAUUGUUGGACUUCUACCUGGGUCAACAAUACAAGCUUUCGUUUGGAAAGACACGUUACCCUAUUGGAGAAGUGGGCAAUGGGAUAAAACGAAGUUUAUUGGUAUACCAGAAAUGGAUUCAUCAUCUUCAAGUAUAUUUGACCUCAGAGAAGAUCUUCAACAAGGAACUGUGUAUUUAUAUACUAAUACAUACAACCAGUCUGUUGCUUUAAACAUGGCUAUUUCUUCAGUGGGAACUCUACAGUUGGUGCACUGGGAAAGAGGCCAGGGCUGGAUUGUUGAUUGGGAAGCACCGAAAAAUCCGUGCGAUGUCUAUGGAGUCUGCGGAUCAUUUGGGGUUUGCAGCCCGUCUGAAUCUCCCAUUUGCAGUUGCUUAAGAGGAUUUACACCAAAGUCAGAUGAAGAAUGGAGCAAAGGAAACUGGACAGGGGGUUGCAUGAGACGAACCAAUUUAUCUUGCGAGGCAAACACAAGUUCCAAACCCACAAACACCGGAAAAACAGAUAGAUUUUGGACGAUGGAUAGGAUGAAACUUCCAGAUCUUUCCGAGUAUUUGGAAGUCGACAACGACCUAUGCCAAGAAUGGUGCUUGAAUAACUGUUCCUGCACAGGUUAUGCAAUUGUAUAUGGAAUUGGGUGUCUGGUCUGGACUGGAGACAUUAUAGACAUGCAAAAGUUCACCUUCGGUGGGCAAGAAUUCUUCUUACGGCUUGCGCAUUCGGAAUUUGCUGAUGAGAGACUAAGAGAGAAGCUCAUUAUCAGCCUCACAGCCAUUUCUUGCAUCAUCAUCUUGGGCAUCUUAGUAUAUGGCAUACGCCGUAAAAGAUUUAUCAAAAUAGGGAAUGAAACCUCAAGCGAAAUCUUAACCGGAAAUACAUUGAGAAGCCAUUUAGAACUAGAAGAUCCAUCAGAAUUACCUAUGUUUGACCUGAAUAGCAUAUUAGUCGCCACUGAUAACUUCAGCAUAGCAAAUAAACUGGGGCAAGGAGGAUUUGGCCCAGUUUAUAAGGGCAAGCUGCAUGAUGGGAAGUAUGUGGCAGUCAAGAGACUCUCUAGUAGCUCAGGCCAGGGCAUCGAAGAGUUCAAGAAUGAAGUUAUGUUGAUCUCCAAACUCCAACACAGAAAUCUGGUCAGGCUAUUCGGUUACUGCAUUGAGAAAGAAGAAAGGAUGCUCAUUUAUGAGUUUAUGGCCAACAAAAGCUUGGAUACGUUUUUAUUUGAUCCAACAAAGAGAGCAGACCUUCAUUGGCCAAAGCGUUUCAACAUCAUUCAAGGUGUUGCUCGGGGGCUCCUUUACCUCCACCGUGAUUCUUGUUUAAGGGUUAUACACCGGGACUUGAAGGUCAGCAACAUCCUGUUGGAUGACAAAAUGAACCCAAAAAUUUCAGAUUUUGGAUUGGCACGGAUAUUUCAAGGAACACAAUUGUUAGCUAAUACCCAUAGAGUCGUUGGAACUCUUGGCUAUAUGUCUCCUGAGUAUGCAUUGAGUGGGAUAUUUUCUGAGAAAUUGGAUGUUUUUAGCUUCGGAGUUCUCCUGUUAGAGAUUGUCAAUGGCAGGAAGAUUACAGCCUCCUACUGUCAUGACAGGCACAUAAGCCUUAUUGGCUAUGUAAGUGCAAAACUUUUCAAUGCCUGGUGCUUUUAUGUUUAUUUGGCAUUCGAAGUAUAUAUAGACAACGCUGCUUCGGACUCCUUUUCAUCAUCAGAAGUAACGAGGUGCAUUCAUAUUGCUCUACUUUGCGUUCAGGAUCAUGCUGAAAAUAGGCCGAACAUGUCAGCAGUUGUUUCCAUGUUAAGCAGCGAAGCCGAGCUUCCACGGCCAAAACAACCUACAUUUACAUUUCAGACUGGAUUCUACUCUGAAAAAUCCGACUCCAACCAUUUUUUGUCCGCGUGUGAGCUUACAGAGUCCGUGCUCGAAGGGCGAUAACCACUCUGGAGCAAGCAUUAGCAUCGUCGUAGUUUCUUUGUGGGCUAAAAUACUCAACCCAAAGCCCCACCCCUCUUGUUCAGUUCCAAUUGCUUGUAAAUCAUUUGAAUCUGCUAAAAAGUUUGUACUCUUU
This is a messenger RNA of Theobroma umbraticum, 4513 nucleotides long. The record is from RefSeq and is a predicted model, not a curated record. NCBI's taxonomy places the organism in Eukaryota, Viridiplantae, Streptophyta, Magnoliopsida, Malvales, Malvaceae.